Messenger RNA from Mya arenaria, 1274 nucleotides. Its product is annotated as N-alpha-acetyltransferase 20-like. Gene Ontology annotation, biological process: N-terminal peptidyl-methionine acetylation. Lineage: Eukaryota; Metazoa; Mollusca; Bivalvia; Myida; Myidae. Bases 54 to 575 code for a protein of 173 amino acids. The transcript is spliced from 6 exons. Gene Ontology annotation, molecular function: protein-N-terminal amino-acid acetyltransferase activity. Gene Ontology annotation, cellular component: NatB complex. The record is from RefSeq and is a predicted model, not a curated record.
UUUUCUUGAGAAUAAUAUGUCAAAGGGAAGCAACUUGUGUGUAAACAAACACAAUGACAACAAUACGACAGUUUACAUGUGAUGAUUUGUUUAAAUUUAAUAAAGUUAACCUAGAUCCGUUGACAGAAACUUAUGGACUGCCGUUCUACAUGCAGUACCUGGCCCACUGGCCUGAAUACUUCCAGGUGGCUGAGUCAGCAUCAGGCGAGAUAAUGGGAUACAUUAUGGGCAAGGCAGAAGGUAGCCAGGAGCUAUGGCAUGGUCAUGUGACAGCCCUUACUGUUGCCCCAGAGUUUCGCAGACUUGGACUGGCCGGCAAACUUAUGACAAACUUGGAGGACAUCUCAGAAAAGAAGCAGUGUUACUUCGUAGAUCUGUUUGUGCGAGUGUCAAACAAAGUUGCUGUGGAGAUGUAUAACAAACUUGGAUACAGUGUGUACAGACGCGUCCUUGAAUAUUACUCUGGAGAUGUUGAUGAAGAUGCAUUUGACAUGCGGAAGGCCCUAUCACGUGACGUGGACAAGCAGUCUGUGAUUCCACUGCAGCAUCCGGUCCGACCUGAAGAGCUAGAUUGAUACACCGCCCUGUACCCUCCCGCAUACCUCCCACAACGCUUCCACCCCCGGGCACCCACCCCGGGAUACAGUUACCAUGACGACGAAGAGAGUGGCGUCACGCUGGUUGCUGAAAUGCUAUGUAUUUUUAUUCUGUUUCCAGGUCUUAUCGCUUAUGCAGUUUAUUGGUUUUUGAAUGGAAUUUAUAAGUGAUUUUAGCAUUUUUGGUUAUUAACUUGUUGAGCUUUAUGUCGUAUUUUAUGUCGGUAUUAUUUUAAUAUGAUAUUUGUCUGAAUAUGAAGGUUUCAAAUUUGAAUGAUCUAAAAUAUAUUUUUGCUUUGUGACAAUUUUGAUUAAUCUUUUAAUUGAUAUACUUCAAUAAGGUUUUAUUAGGACGGUCAAUGUUCUAUUCAAUUCUAUAUCACAGGGAUGGUGCAGGGCUAUGAUUAGCACUAAUUGAGAUGUUUUCAUUUUAAUUCAUAUUUUCAUCAUGUUUUACAUUUAUAAAUUAAAAUUAAAAUUAAAUACUAUUCAAGGAUAAAUGGUAAAUGAAUAAUGCAUGUAAGGUGUGUUUUUUAAUAGCUACCGUAAGGGACGAUUUAUAAACAUGUUUUUUUUUCUAUAUGGAUAUUAUAUUGGUUUGCUUUUUAUCCUUACGAACAAAUAAACCAUUUAUGUUUGUGUUAUCCAAAUAAAAAGAAUAAAGUCGUCAUUACAUUU